Molecule: messenger RNA, 1539 nt
Organism: Porites evermanni
Lineage: Eukaryota; Metazoa; Cnidaria; Anthozoa; Scleractinia; Poritidae
Source: the annotation of a GenBank genome assembly
AUGUCGGCUAAGGGUAAAGCUAGAGACAAGAGCAUGUCAAAACUUGGCAAUCGUAUGAUAACCACGAUGCUAAAGAACGAAAAAUUAGCUGAAAAAGAACUUGAGAAAAAGAUGAAAGCCCUCAAAGACUUAGAACGCAAGUCUAUGGUAAAAAUAUGUGAAACGUCUUUAGACGUUAAGUACGAUUUCCGACGAAAACGGAACACUCAAGAAAUCGAAGAGCAGCUUUCGGAAGACCCUUUGAACCUAAGUUUGGGCCAAGGGAGGCUAUUACUUUCACCUUGUGGCUCGAGAAGGGGUAGCUUAAUACCUCCGGAGACCAGACAGGAAGAAUCAAAGGAAACUGAAUCGUCUGGUGAUAGCGGUGAGUCACAUAACAAUGACGGCACCAAUCCAGCAAUUUUGAUCAGCAGUGAAAGUCAGCAAGCUGAUACCGGUCUGCACUCAGAGAGAAGCGGUUCGCCAGUUGUGGAUGAGCCUGAGACGUCUUCCCUAUGCGCCUCUCCUGUUGGUUCCCCACCUUCAGAAGAUCCUGCUAUCAGUGAAGCAGAGUCUCAAAAAUUGCUGAAAGUGUUCGCGCAAAGUGAGCGCGGCGGGCAACGUCGUCGGACAGCACCCGAGAUAACAGACCUGUCACCGAAGCUUUUGAUUCAGUUGGCAAAAAGUUCGGCGGAAAUUAAGAGACGAGGGUCGACGCAUGAUGCGUCGGCGGCGGCUGACGGAGAAGAAGAGAGAAAUGAGACAUUAUCAGCAUCGUUGAACUCAAGAAGACGCGGAUCGGCGGCGAUUGAAUUGUUACAGCUAAAAGGAGAACAGGGAAAAACAGACGGGUACCCAACCUCUCCUUCCCUUCGGCGAAGGGGGUCUUCUGCUGUUUCUACCUCUCCCUCCAACUCUCCUAUCCUGCAGCGCAGGAGAGGAUCCUCUGCCAACGCUAAAAUUUCAUUGUCGCUCGAAACGAACGAAGCUCUCUUGAGGGACAAGAUUUCUGGACAAGCUCCCAUGUCACCUCGACUCAAGCAACCUCUCUCGCCAUUGCUCGGAAGAAGGGGCUCUGGCAUGGCGGCGACCCUUCGUCCGCUGUCCGCACAGUCGCAAAACAAGGAUUCAGCUUCAGAGCCUAUGUUGCCUGACUUGAAGAGACCGCAGUCACCUUCGUUACGGAGGUCUUUGAGUCCUUUGAGAGCGAAUCGACCAGUGUCACCUGCAAGGUCUUUAUCUUCGCUCUCGGUAGAAAGUACGUCUGGAGAAUCACAGUUAGAGGCCAUUGGAGUUCCAGGGGAAUACGACUUGAUGCGACGAAGGGGAUCAAGGCCCGGCUUGCCAACUAAUCUAGCGGUCCGCCGAGGAUCUGAACUCUCUCAAGUUGAAUUGAACACCUUAGCACCGAAUUCUCCUUUACGAAAGGCCAUGCAAGACCCUCACGCGACCUUAAAUCCUGUUCCAGCAUCACCUAAUGCUUAUAGACGACAUUCAGGGACAGUGGAAGCUCUGCAAGAUCGCGUUAAUGACUUCUUGAAAACUUUGGCAGCAAAGUAG